Priceomyces carsonii is the source of this 372-nucleotide messenger RNA. RefSeq lists its product as uncharacterized. NCBI's taxonomy places the organism in Eukaryota, Fungi, Ascomycota, Pichiomycetes, Serinales, Debaryomycetaceae. The record is from RefSeq and is a predicted model, not a curated record. The coding region runs from base 1 to 372 and encodes 123 amino acids. The transcript has a single exon.
AUGCAGGUCGAUGUCUACGAACAAUCGCUGCAUUUAGCUACUGAUAUUCAUACUCAAUGGGGAAGUUUGUUCAUGUUUGGAUGUGCUUUUCGCUUACUUUCAUACUUAAUGGCAUUGCUUGGCCCGGUCCCCAAAUCAUUAACAGAGCCAAGCCGCCCAUUUUCUGAGCUUUUAGUAAGCUUCGCAUUGCUAUGUGGAGGGUUGAUUUUCAUGGAAUCAACAGAGCCAGUGGUACAAAUCUUUGAAUUUAGAGGUUAUACAUCCAUGUUUACUUUGAGUGUGUCAUUGGGAUUAGUCACCUUAUUUAUGGGAUAUCAAAUGUCAUUGAUGUCACUUCGUGACUCGUUAAGAAGAAGAAUUAGCUUUUAUUAA